Leptopilina heterotoma is the source of this 800-nucleotide messenger RNA. RefSeq lists its product as uncharacterized. The record is from RefSeq and is a predicted model, not a curated record. Bases 136 to 468 code for a protein of 110 amino acids. Gene Ontology annotation, cellular component: nucleus. Lineage: Eukaryota; Metazoa; Arthropoda; Insecta; Hymenoptera; Figitidae. The transcript is spliced from 2 exons. Gene Ontology annotation, molecular function: zinc ion binding.
CAUGUGUUAAAAGCUUAAAGUCAAGUUGACAGAAUGUCAAAAGCAUUAUAAUAAUAUUGUUAUUAUAUUUUUGUUUACUUAAGAUUAACAAGGCUUAAAUUGACAAUAUCGUAAAUUGUUAAAAUAAAAGUCAAAAUGGGCAGUACAGACAGAGCUGUGAUAACAGGUUUCAUAUGCAGAUUGUGCAGUAAGAUGAAUCGAUUUGUAAUUCAUAUUUAUGGUGAAGAAGGAGAAAGAAUGAAACUAGCUGAUAAAAUUAACGCUUACUUACCAAUCACGGUGAAUAUAAAUGAUCAGCUGCCGAAAACUGCAUGUCUUCAUUGUAUAGAAAGAUUAGAAGCUCAUCACGAGUUAAUGGAACAGUUUAUGGUUGCCAAGCAGAGACUGAAUAAAUCAAAUUCUUUACCUUCUUCUUCAGUGACGAAAACAGCUGAAACAAGUACUUCGGCUAGUUCAUCUCCAUGUUGACGCAAUGAAUCUUUCUAUAUUUAAUUAGCAAUAAAAAUAAAUUGGUAUGAAUAAGCUAAAAGAAGAAUGCUUUAAAUUUUUGCAAUUUUUGAGUCAUUAUAAAUCAAUUAUUCAAACAGUAAAUAUUAUUUUUUUAUUUUCUAUAAAUUUUAUUUUAAGUAUUUACUCUAGGUUAUUGAAAGUGUCGAUUUUAGUUUUAUUAUUUGUACAUCAACAGAUCAAUUUUUAAUUUCUUUUUUUUCAAAGACUGUAAAAAAAUGUAUGUAUCCAUAUACAUACAGUAUAACUAAAUUACACUAUAUUUAAUAAAUAACAAUUGUAACAAAUCGGAA